Messenger RNA from Triticum urartu, 1407 nucleotides. Lineage: Eukaryota; Viridiplantae; Streptophyta; Magnoliopsida; Poales; Poaceae. The record is from RefSeq and is a predicted model, not a curated record.
CCCUCUCCUCGAUCGCCACCUCCACUAGCAGCAGCACCACAUUCCUUCCUUCCCGCCCCCCGAUAACCUCCUCCUCCCCGCUUCGGAUCUCACCACCACCACCACGUCCGAUCCGGCACUCCAUUCCAACCCCAGUCGCCCGAUGACGCAGACCCCCAGCGCCCACGCCGCCACGCCGGCGCCUCAACCUCCCGCCGAGGGCGCCGGGCUGUCCGAGGCCAUCGUGGCCGCGCUGCCGCCGGACCCGUACGACCAGCUGGAGGUGGCCCGCAAGAUCACCGCCGUGGCCGUGGCCGCGCGCGCCUCCCGCCUGGAGCACGAGGCCGCGCGCCUCCGCCAGAAGCUGGCCGACAAGGACCGCCUCGCCGCCGAGCUCGCCGACAGGGCCGAGGAGCUCGACCAGGCCCUCCGCGACGCCGACGCCCGCCUCCGCGCCGUCCUCGAUGACAACGCUAAGCUGGUGAAGGAGAGGGACUCGCUCGUCCAGACGUCCAGGAAGCUGGCCAGGGACCUCUCCAAGCUGGAGACGUUCAAGAGACACCUGAUGCAGACACUGGGGGACGACAAUUCUUCAAGUCAGGAGACAGUGGACAUCAGGACCUGCGAGCAAUCGGUCGCCAAAGCAAGUUCCUGGAGAGACGACGCGUCCGCGAGCAAUAAUCCUGCUCCUGCAUCCACCACCCGAGCCGACGGAUCUUCGGAAGCCGAAAGCGUGAACCAGGAAGUGGCAAGGCCGUUCGAGCAGAAGCUCACCAUCACGCACAUGACCCCGCGCCUCAUCGCCGACCCGGCGCCGAAGCAGAGGUCCUCCUCCGCGGCCUCCGCCCGGAGAUACUCCACCGCCGUGUCCCCGAAGCUGGCGUCCCGCGCCUCUUCCCCUCGACGGUACUCCACGGCCGUGUCGCCGAAGCUGUCGUCCGGCAGCAGCGGCGCCGGCGCCGCCACUUCCCCGCGGCUCGAAGGCCACAUGGCGAUGUCGGCGUGGCUCCCCUCCAGCAAGAUGUCCUCUGCGGCCAACUCGCCCCCUCGUGGGCACUCAGUCUCAGGGCGCACGACGAGGAUAGAUGGCAAGGAGUUCUUCCGUCAAGCGAGGAGCCGUCUGUCGUACGAACAGUUUGCUGCUUUCCUCGCCAACAUCAAGGAGCUCAACGCUCACAGGCAAUCCCAAGAGGAGACCCUCGAAAAGGCAGACCAGAUCUUCGGCGCAGAAAACAAGGACCUCCUCCUCUCAUUUCAGGGCCUGCUUAGCCGUAGCCUCACGUAACACACACACACACACACCCACAGGCAAUUUUAUACCACCUGAAUGCAAUGCAGAAAGUGAAAAUUAUGUGCACUUUGUAUGCAGAAUAAUCAUCUGUUCAUCGCAAAAGUAAAGAAAUAAUCGUCAUUUCUUCAUCACACAAA